Molecule: messenger RNA, 1521 nt
Organism: Nematocida major
Lineage: Eukaryota; Fungi; Microsporidia
Exons: 1
Coding region: 1-1521 (506 amino acids)
Source: RefSeq, a predicted model, not a curated record
AUGGAUUUAUACAAAGCAUUCGUGUUUCUAUUUGGGCUAAUAAUUGCGUCUACAACGUUUUUUAUGUUUAAAGGGCGGCCUAUGAAAUGCAGGAUUCCCCAAGGCGGAUACUCUGACUUGGAAGGGCACAUGACGAGGCAUGCCGAUGUAACAGCAUAUACUAUAGAAACUUCGAACAUAGACGCUCCAAUGACAGCGGUGAUAAAACAGACUGUCGUUGACAAGAAGGAAGCUGGUAGCGAAAUGCUAGAGCUGAGCUACAAUAUUUUGGAUGGAAAGAAUAUGUGGCUCUACUAUCCUUUGGAGCGAGAUGCACAAGGCAAAUGCAUAUACGACGACUAUGAUGUGAAGUCUGCGACAGAGGCAGAGCUAGGCCGUUUUGCAUGCACCAACGCAGUAGAGCAGUAUGUCAACCUGCUAGGGUCCUUAAACCCAGACAUUGAUAUGCUGGAAAGCAAGAAUGCUAUUGACGCGGAGAAGUUUACAUACGAAUUUCUGGGGCUGGAGGCCCAGCAGUGCAUUGACACUAGAAACUUCUUUUCCAAUCUGAAGCGCAUUGUGUAUGAGCCUAUAAGAGAAAACAGCUCGGAAGAAAACAUUUUAUGCGAAAACUGGGCUAGAAAAGUCCUGGUAACCCCCACAAUAGCAUAUAACUCGGUUCGAGAAAACAUUUUCAACAGCGCAGCCUUGGCGUACAAAAAGCACAAUGAAGUGUUCCGCCAGCUACCGAAAGCAUGGAAUGCAGUAUGCAUAACACAUAGGUUGGCUGCGGCCAAUCUUAGGUCGGAAAUCUAUUCGCUGUUGUCGCAGUUCAAGAUUAUGGACGAAAUCACAGAGAAGCUUGGAAACGGGCUCAGGGCGAUGAACAAAGAUCCUACCUCUGGACAGGUAAAUUAUAUAGCAGAGAAAAGCAAAACCGUGCAGAACUUUGGCAUUGAGAGCCGCAUUCUUGAAAAAAUAAAAGAGUGCUCGGAUGUGGACCCCCUGUGCACAGAAGAAGGCAGCAAAAAGGAUGUUUUUUUAAGCCACUUCGACAAGAAAAGCGUACACAAGGAGAUUGCCAAAGCUUGGAAUUCUCCAUUGGAAACCAUGGAAGAGGACUUAGAGUAUCUGAAGAAGAUACACCGAAUCUCGCAGGAGUGCCUGACCACCGAGACGCUGGUCUUGACAUUUUCGAGAAGCUCCCUGAACGACAGGCACGUGGAAACAAGUUUGGACAUGUGCGAGAGCCUCGUGAAAAUUGUGGAAAAGUACGAAACAAAAGCCGACAACUGCUACACUGCGUAUAUGGGCAUGGCAAAAGAGGCAUGCGAGAAUGACAUACGCAAAUGCGCGGGCGAAAAGACUGAGUAUGAUGAGGAGGCUCUGCUAUACGGGGAUAUACCCCUGAAGGAUUACACCGGCACUUUCGAAUAUGAGCAGCUGGGCAGCAGUGCAAACCCUAGCAUACUAUCAAGUGUUUCUGAUGCAGCCAUGUCUGCAAUGCAGUACAUAUACUAUAUGUUGACAAAGUAUACAUAA